AUAAAGCUCCGAUUUGCCACAGCUCAGGCCAUAAUCAACUUGUAGAUCGUGUAAGAUCAACGGAACGUAGAAAUCUUUAUCGCGUGUGAGGAGAGGAUUUGCAUAAAUUGAGUCUGAGUGAUAAUGACCAGCUAUACUGACAAAGGAACCAAACCUGAAGCCGGCAAAUUCCUAAGCUUUGAUCACUUAACGUUUUACGUUGGUAACGCCAAGCAGGCGGCCAGCUACUAUACAACCCGUCUGGGCUUUGAACCACUUGGCUAUCAGGGAUUGGAGACCGGGGAGCGACGCUUUGCCAAGCAUGCUGUGCGCCAGAACAAGAUCGUCUUUGUGUUCGUCUCGGCCUAUACGCCGGACGAUCGCGAGCAUGGCCUGCACUUGAUGCGCCAUGGGGAUGGCGUCAAAGAUGUGGCCUUCGAAGUGGAGGAUUUGAAUGCAAUAUUUACCCUGGCCGUGUCCAGAGGUGCCGAGGUGGUGCGCGACAUCUGGGAGGAGAGCGAUGACAAUGGGUUCGUGAGAUUUGCCACCAUCAAGACGUAUGGGGACACCACUCACACCUUCGUGGAACGCAAGGGCUAUGCGGGGGACUUUCUACCCGGCUUCCAGCGUUCCCCUCAGGAUGCUGUGUCCAAGAACUUGCCAGCGACCAAGCUGAACUUUAUCGACCAUGUGGUCGGUAAUCAGCCCGACCUUCAGAUGGAGAGCGUGGCCUCUUGGUACGAGAGGAUUUUGCAGUUCCAUCGGUUCUGGUCUGUGGACGAUUCGCAAAUCCACACCGAGUACUCGGCUCUGCGCUCCAUUGUGAUGGCCAACUACGAGGAGACGGUGAAAAUGCCCAUCAAUGAGCCGGCCAAUGGCAAGAAGAAGUCCCAGAUUCAGGAGUAUGUGGAGUACUAUGGCGGCGCAGGUGUGCAGCACAUUGCCCUCAAUACGGAUGACAUUAUCCAGGCGGUUAGCAAUCUGAAGGCGCGUGGCACCGAGUUUCUGGCCAUACCGGCCUCCUACUACGAGAUCCUGCAGGAGCAGCUUUCGCACAGUCGCACCACAAUUAAGGAGGACAUGGAAAUACUACAGAAAUUGAAUAUUUUAAUUGACUUUGAUGAGAACGGAUACCUUCUGCAGAUCUUCACGAAGAACUGCCAGGAUAGGCCCACUCUCUUCCUCGAAGUGAUUCAACGCCACAAUCACAAUGGCUUUGGCGCCGGCAACUUCAAGUCCCUGUUCACGGCCAUCGAGAUUGAGCAGGCCAAGCGCGGCAAUUUGUAAAUUAUGUAUAAUAAUAUCAAAUGAUAAAUAUAUUGAAUUAUCCAGGUAAUUCAAUGGAAUGGCA
Molecule: messenger RNA, 1330 nt
Organism: Drosophila pseudoobscura
Lineage: Eukaryota; Metazoa; Arthropoda; Insecta; Diptera; Drosophilidae
Gene: Hpd
Product: 4-hydroxyphenylpyruvate dioxygenase
Exons: 5
Coding region: 124-1266 (380 amino acids)
Biological process (GO): L-tyrosine catabolic process
Cellular component (GO): endoplasmic reticulum membrane; Golgi membrane
Molecular function (GO): 4-hydroxyphenylpyruvate dioxygenase activity
Source: RefSeq, a predicted model, not a curated record